This is a messenger RNA of Guyanagaster necrorhizus, 213 nucleotides long. RefSeq lists its product as uncharacterized. Lineage: Eukaryota; Fungi; Basidiomycota; Agaricomycetes; Agaricales; Physalacriaceae. The record is from RefSeq and is a predicted model, not a curated record. The transcript has 3 exons. Bases 1 to 213 code for a protein of 70 amino acids.
AUGUUCGAGGGUCCAAACGCUCUUGCUGAUACUCCUGGAAGAAACGAAAUCCAAGCAGGAGCUCCGUCGUAUCCCGCCGGCGGAGCUCAAUACCCCUUUAUGUCGGGAUGGACUACAUAUAUUGAAUACGGUCCGUCGAGCACCCUCACCACGUUUCUGCUUAUCGCUACGCUGUGUGAGGUCUACAUUAUAGCUAACAGUGUACUCUAUUAG